Messenger RNA from Rhagoletis pomonella (apple maggot), 2058 nucleotides. RefSeq lists its product as uncharacterized. NCBI's taxonomy places the organism in Eukaryota, Metazoa, Arthropoda, Insecta, Diptera, Tephritidae. The record is from RefSeq and is a predicted model, not a curated record.
CUUAUGCUGUCUAGCAUUCUUCAACAAUUUCGCUCAGUGCUCUACGGGAAUGGACGAUAAUGAGAAGGAGGAUACAAGCUUAUUACGACCAAAAACGUAUUCCAUUAAAAAUUGGAUGGCGAAGGAUAGAAGCAUUAUGCAAAGAGAAAAUUAUAAAAAAAUUCAGAAGAAAGGAUCGUCGCACCGCUAUGAACACGAGCCAAUAGAGCGACACUUUCCCACUGACACAAUAGAAAGGAGAAAUUUUGAUACUUACAAACCAUUGACAAAAAAUUCGCACACUUUAAAUAAGAAAAUGCUUAAUAAAUUGGGAUUCAUUAAAGUGAAGGCACCUAACAGUCAUCAUAGAAAACGACUGGCUGUGGAAUCAAGACGUCACACAUCUCCAGAUGAUUCACAUAUGUUUAUUAUAAAGCUGCCACCGAAUUUCGUAUAUUACACCAAUCCAAAAGCUGAAGCUAAUAGCAUCAGUGACAUCAAAACGAACUCACAAAAGGUCUCCACCUUCCCAUUUAGCUCAAAUGGCAAGCCGGAUCGCAUAUACCACUGGAAUUUGCCAGUUCUACAGAAAAUACUCGGAAGCAAACAAACACUGCCACAUACUGAUGUCAAUGGCAAGAAAUAUAUUAUCAAUUUUAAAAAAUUUGCCAACUUUCAAAAACCAUGGGAAAAUGACAGUAUUGAGAAAUCCUAUAAAUCCAAUUACAAAAAAUCUUUAAAUCAUAAGUCACCUUCAUAUUAUGCGCCAAAUGCGGCAGUCAAUAGAAAUAGUUUUAAUCGAUAUUUUUCAGGCAAUGGCAAACCGAAGGGCUUCUAUGUCAUAAAGGAAAAUCAGAAGAAAAAUAUUCAUUAUAAGAAUAUUGUGCCAUGAAAACGUUCAUAAUUCUACUAUUAAAAUAACUGCAUAUUUAUGUAUACGUACGUACAUAUGUUUUUUUAUUACUUUACGAUAUUUUCUAAUGAAUCUUAAAAAGAAAAUCCUGGUCAACUUCAUAAGAUUUAAAAUAAGAAAGAGACUUACAUUACAUUAUUUACUAUUAAAGCUAAAUUAAGUGGCUUUAAACCUAUGCAAUAAAAAAUAACAACAAUAAUUGUAAUUCUAACUUAACUUUGGCUCACUGCCAAAUGAUCGUACAUAUCGCACAGCUAAAUCUAAAGUGAGCUAACUCAAAAUUCAGAGAGGGAAAUUUAACUGCUUGGGGAUCGUAGAUACAGAUUCAAUGCAAUUAAUACAAAAAAAAAAACAAAAACAAAAAAAUGUUUCCAUUAAUUGGAUGUAAGUCCUAUGAAUUGAUUUAUGCAAAAAAAAAAAAAAUUGCCCAAAAUUUUUUUCGAGUUAAUCGCACUUUAGAUCUAGAUGUGCGAUAUGUAGUUGUUAGGCUUGCACAUUUAUAUUUUAAGUAAAAAUAAAAACCAUUCAUUUAAAAUAUGCAUAGGUAUGUACAUUAGACUGUUCCAGUAAAGUAUUUUUGCAACUAAGUUUAAAAAAAAAUGCCAAACCUCGCAGUCGCAUUCUUACAUUUUGUUACAUAUAGUGCGGCAAUACUUCCUUAACAAAAGUUGAAUCGUUUUUGGUGAUCUAAAAUUUACUGUCAUUAAGGUGGUUCGUUGGCGCGCUGUCACUGAGUGCUGGUGAGUAAGUAAAUACUAGAACGGUGCACUUAAGAUCUGAAAGUAAAUGCCGAAAAUAUGACAAAAAAAAAGUAUGAAAUUUCCUUGCAAACAUACUUUAAAUUCGAAGGUGUAUGGCGAGCUUUUUUUCUGGUACAGUCUAAUGUAUUUGCAAACAUACUUAUGUAUAAAUUUGUAUGUAUACAAAAUCGCUAAAUGAAAAGUUAUUCAGACAAGAUUUCGCAUAAUAACUAGAGCUCGUGUUAAUCGACUAAUCGGUUAAUCAAUUGGCAAACUUUGUUUCAAAAAAUAGUCGACUUCACUUAAUCGACUAACCGUUUCGUUUUGACUUUUCAACUAACCGCUCACAAGCAACUAAUCGACUAACCGUAUAUUUUCGAUUUUUCGACCAGUUGUUUAUUUUAAAAGAUAUUGGUUAAUUUUUAU